Molecule: messenger RNA, 1281 nt
Organism: Vanessa atalanta (red admiral)
Lineage: Eukaryota; Metazoa; Arthropoda; Insecta; Lepidoptera; Nymphalidae
Exons: 7
Coding region: 1-1263 (420 amino acids)
Source: RefSeq, a predicted model, not a curated record
AUGAAGUUCGCCCUAACAUUCCUCACUUUGGUAGCACUCAGCUAUUCAGCUCCUCAACCAAGGAAGCUGUUCCAUGAACAUUUUGAAGAUUUCAAGGAAGUCAUUAGUAAGGAAGUUGGUCAUGAGUUAAAAUACUUGGCAGACCACUACCUGGAGUUUGAAGAGUUCCGUGCUUCUCUUGACUAUAUUGGCUCCGACGACUUUAAGAAAUUGAUUUUCAAAAUGGAAGAAAUACCUGAAUUUAAAGCCGUAGUAGACUUUCUAGAAAGUAAUAACCUAGAUAUGCAAUACUUCCUUGACGCUUUUACCACUAACCUUGAAUACGUUCAAAGAGGAAAUCUUCGUCACGAGGUCAGUGGCCGUGAUAUGUCUUCUCUUAUCAGAGACUGCAUUAAUAUUUACCCCAAGGCUAAGCUAGCUGCUCUUUAUGAAGAGAAGUUGGCUGAAGAUGAUGAAUUCAGACGUGCCAUGGAAAGCUUCGAAACCGAGGAAUGGGAUAAACUGUACACCGCUCUCUGGGAGAACGAAACCUUCCUGAAGGAAGUCGAAACUCUUAAAGAAAAUGGAAUUGAAGUUUCGUUCCUCUGUGUAUUGGACUUACUUCCGGAUUUAUUGUUCCCAUUGCCAUACAAGAGUUACAAGAUGAAGGUCGCUAUCGCAUUCCUCGCUCUGGUUGCUGUCGCUUGUUCAGCUCCUCAACCAAGGGUUCUCUUCCAUGAACAUUUUGAAGAGUUCAGCCGGCUCAUUGGAGAUGAAGCUGGUGACGAUUUAAGCCACUUGGUAGAACAUUACUUGGAGUUCGAAGAGUUCCAAGCGUCUCUCGAUUACCUUGUUACCCCAAACUUCAGGAAUUUGGUUUACGAGAUGGAAGACUUACCCGAAUUUAAAGCUGUUGUGGAGUACCUCGAGACUCAUGACAUCGACAUUAAUUACUUCAUCAAUGCUAUCAACAAUUUUGUUGAUGAUGUUCAAAGAAGAACUCUCCGUCACGAGGUCAGCGGCCGUGAUAUGUCAUCUUUUAUCAAAGACUGCAUCGAUGCCUUCCCCAAGGCGAAAUUGACUGCUCUGUAUGAACAGAAAAUGGCUGAAGAUGAUCAAUUCAGAAACGCCAUGGAAAGCUUCGAAACCGAGGAAUGGGAUGAGUUGUACAGCGCUCUCUGGCAAAACGAGACAUUCCUGAAGGAAGUUGAAAUUUUAAAAGAAAAUGGAAUCGAUGUUGAGAUUGUCCUGCUUGAAGCUAAAGCCGUUCUAGGAAUUUACUAAGUAAAAGCAAGUUGAGAA